Messenger RNA from Lolium rigidum, 1405 nucleotides. RefSeq names its product EEF1A lysine methyltransferase 2. The transcript has 7 exons. NCBI's taxonomy places the organism in Eukaryota, Viridiplantae, Streptophyta, Magnoliopsida, Poales, Poaceae. The coding region runs from base 76 to 1158 and encodes 360 amino acids. Gene Ontology annotation, biological process: peptidyl-lysine monomethylation; peptidyl-lysine dimethylation. The record is from RefSeq and is a predicted model, not a curated record. Gene Ontology annotation, molecular function: protein-lysine N-methyltransferase activity. Gene Ontology annotation, cellular component: cytoplasm.
CUUGGCGGCGGCAAACCUUCACUCCGUUCACCCCUGUGCUGCCACCGUGCCCACGAUCUCUCCCGCCCGAUCCGAAUGGCUGGAAUCAGGCUGACGCCCGACGAGCCCGAGCUGCCGCAGGGUACCCCGCCCAGACCCCAGCUGCCGCUCCCCGUCGCCGGCGCCGGAGUCGCAGCGGGCGGCGGCGGCAGCGGCAGCGGUGGACUGGAGAUGGCCUCGGACGAUGAGAGGUCGGUGGCGGCAGACUCGUGGUCCGUGCGGAGCGAUUACGGGAGCACGCUCGACGACGACCAGCGCUACGUUGAUGCUGCCGACGUGCUCGCCGCGGCGGCUGCCGCCGCGAACUUCCCCUCCGCCGCCUCCGAUUACUGUUCUGAUAAAGAUGACCAAGAUCCUGGAGAGGUUGAAGGUUCAAUGUUGGGGCUGCAAAGUUAUUGGGAUGCUUCUUAUUCAGAAGAUUUAGCAAAUUAUCAGGAACAUGGGCAUGCUGGAGAAAUAUGGUUCGGUGUAAAUGUAAUGGAUACUGUUGCUAUUUGGACAAAAAAGUUAUGUGCAAACUUUAUCCAAGGAGGUACUUCAUCGACUAAUGACAACAACAAUUGUGAAGGUGAUGAUAAAGACUUCUUCAACUACCCUAUCCUUGAUCUUGGAACUGGGAACGGCCUCCUUCUGCAAGCACUUGCCAAGCAGGGAUUCUCAGACUUAACAGGAACUGAUUACAGUGAAGGAGCCAUUGAACUUGCAAGAAACCUUGCUGCUCGUGAUGGAUUCACUACUAUAAGUUUCGUGGUUGAUGAUGUACUUGAGACGAAGUUAGACAGGAAAUUUAAAAUCAUUACAGAUAAAGGGACUUUGGAUGCCAUUGGAUUGCAUCCGGAUGGACGUGCAAAAAGAGUGAUGUAUUGGGAGUCUGUAUCAAACUUGGUUGAACCUGGUGGCAUCGUGGUCAUAACAUCAUGCAAUCACACAAAGAACGAGCUUCUACAAGAAGUAGAAGACUUCAGUGUGCAAAAGUCUGUUAAAGAGGACGCGGACAGAGGUGUAAGCGACGUGCAACCGGUCUUCCGGUACUUGGAUCAUGUCCAAACAUAUCCUACCAUCAUGUUUGGCGGAGUUGAGGGGUCUCAAGUGUGCACCGUGGCUUUCCAACGUGCGUGAAUGACCAAUUUUAAGCGUGCUUUGCUCUCAGUGUUGUAGCUUGUUUUAUCAUCGGUUGUUGAUGUAGCCUUGUUUAUUCCGGAGUUGAAAAGAGUAAGAGAACACUUCCGAAGCAAAAAAAAAAAGUGUACUGUAAACGAACGAGAGGGACACUGCUGUACUUCAUUGAUGUAAGACUGAAUGCCUACACUCUUUAUGUCAGUUCCUUACUCUUUUCAAAGAAAAUGCAGACGUUUUGGUUUUGUUA